AUGCGAGCACUAGUAGCAGUUAAACGGGUCGUGGAUUACAGUGUGAAAAUAAGGAUCAAACCGGAUAAAACAGGAGUGAUUAAAGAAAAUGUUCAGCAUUCGAUGAAUCCUUUAGAUGAAGUUGCUUUAGAAGAAGCCGUUCGGUUGAAGGAAAAGCAGAUUGUCAAAGAGGUUUUGGCUGUAUCAGUAGGACCAACAAAAUCGCAAGAAACAUUGCGUACAGCAUUAGCAAAAGGUGCAGAUAAAGCUCUACAUAUUGAAAUAGAUGAAAACGCGUCUGAAAAAGUCGAACCAUUGUUAGUCGCUAAGAUAUUGAGAAAAAUAGUGGAAGAGAAGAAACCGGAUUUAGUAUUUCUUGGUAAGCAAGCAAUUGAUGAUGAUUAUGGACAGACAGCACAAUUACUUGCUGGCUUGCUAAAUUGGCCGCAAGCAAUGUAUGCGAGCAAAGUUGAGCAAGAAAGUGAUAAAACAUUUGUCGUGACACGGGAAGUAGAUGGUGGUCGAGAAUCGAUAAGAGUCAAAACACCAGUCGUGAUCAGUGUUGAUUUGAAGUUGAAUGAGCCUAGAUAUGCCACGCUACCGAACAUCAUGAAAGCUAAGAAGAAGCCUUUGGAGAAAAAGAUACCUUCCGAUUACGGCAUUACUGUUGCUCAUCAAACACAGAUUCUUGAGGUUACAAACCCACCAGCUCGAAAACCAGGUUUCUUUGUUGAUGAUGUACCGUCAUUAAUUGCGAAACUGAAGGAGAUGAGUGUUUUGUGA
This is a messenger RNA of Thelazia callipaeda (thelaziosis nematode), 762 nucleotides long. Lineage: Eukaryota; Metazoa; Nematoda; Chromadorea; Rhabditida; Thelaziidae. The record is from the annotation of a GenBank genome assembly.